AUGAAAUUAGUUGAAGCCUUGAAUACCCAUUUACCUUCAUCUUUUCUUUCUGUCUCGUCGAAUCUCAUCUCCAAAAUCAGGCUGCCGCGCAGUCAGAUCUAACCCCGACGCGUAACCAUGGAGAACCACAGCGCGGGGUCAUCGGGUUUGGUGCGGUUCUGCGACUUGUGCAAUAAGCCCAUCACUACGAACGCGGCCUACAAACGCCACGUUACCUACUGCCGCCGCGCGCAAAGUCGACCUAGAAAACGGCAGCGCUCUUGCAUGGAAUGCCACUCGGCCAAAGUCAAGUGUAGCUUCGAGCCCACCUGCCAUCGUUGUAGCAGGAAGGGCUUGCACUGCGUCUACGAGCAGACCGCCAUAACCCCGGCCGCCAACACAGCUGGGACGUUGGAUAACGCGUCAGGCCAGCCGGCCGCCAACGACCUGUCCGUCGCAACUCUCGAUUCUUCGGUGUAUGGCUUACUCAUCUCGGGGUUCGGCGCGUCGAGCACGCUGAAGCUGCCCGACUCGUCGCCACGCUCGGCUGACGAGCUCCGCGCCGACCCGAUCGCCCAGCAUGGCGUGCGGUUCGUGCUCGAGGCUGUGUGGGGGCUACCCUUCAUGAUGACCAACCGCGAGACCUUCUCGUGGUUCAGCCACGGCUACUGGUACCACCCCGAGCUCCCUCGAACCAUCGCCACCUGCUCCGACCUCGCGCGGCUGUACAGCAACCGCGGGCACGUCACCGACGACGCCUUCUGGAACAUGGUCGACGAGGAGAACAGGCGCCUCCUGCGCGACCUCCCCGGCUCCUCGGUCGAGGAGGUGAUCUACGGGCUGCAGGCUCAGAUCAUAUACAUGAUCAUGUUCGCCCUCGACAGCAGAUCCGCCAACGAAAUCCCCAGGGUGCGUCUGCAGAUGCUCAUGGUCUUCGAGCUAUAUUGUAAGAGGUGCACCACGAUCAUCAAAGGCUUCCCCUUCGUUGUCGAGGAUCUGACAGAUACAAACGUGACGUGGGAGAGUUGGGUCCACGCCGAGACGCGACGACGAUUCUCCAUCACUUGGUUCCUCAUGAGUCGCGUGAUCGAUCUGAAGUUUGGCGUCUUAUGUUCGAGCGUCGUCAAUUGCCGCUCGCUACCGAUUCCCUGUCCGGAGCAACUCUGGCGCGCCAGGACGGAGGAGGAAUGGGAGAACUUGCGCCGGGUCAAGUAUCGAGAUUACGACAAGUGUUCGAUACGGACUUUUGGCGAUCUGAUAGCAGCACGGUCGUGCCCGCCCGAUUCGGAGCGCGGCCGGGAUCUCCGUAAAUGGUAUGCGAUUUCGGACAAAUUGGGGUUACUACUCACAUUCGCCGCGACUAUGAUCUGAAAGCUGUGUGCAUACUGACUACAUUUAAUGGUGUCGGGUGUGGGGGAGGGAUCACGAUGGUUAACUGUCGGUACGGAGCGAAACGAGUCACAACUACCAGGUAAUAUCCUCGUUGCUGCCCGAGCAGGCUCGGCGUGAAGCUGUACUCAGAGCUCUCGCGCACGUUGGGUCCCUCGUUCCGCGGGUUGGACUCGGCGACUACGGCGGCGUUGUUCACGAGCACGUUGAGCUGGCUGUGCUUUUCCUCCAUAGCGCGCGCCGCGGCU
This is a messenger RNA of Durotheca rogersii, 1616 nucleotides long. RefSeq lists its product as uncharacterized. Gene Ontology annotation, molecular function: zinc ion binding; DNA-binding transcription factor activity, RNA polymerase II-specific. NCBI's taxonomy places the organism in Eukaryota, Fungi, Ascomycota, Sordariomycetes, Xylariales, Xylariaceae. The transcript is spliced from 4 exons. Bases 118 to 1350 code for a protein of 410 amino acids. The record is from RefSeq and is a predicted model, not a curated record. Gene Ontology annotation, biological process: regulation of DNA-templated transcription.